ACAAAUCAACGUGCCUCAAGCAACUUAACCUGAACAUUUGUUUGCAACACUGGUCAGAAGACUAGUAGUGCAAAGUCCAACAAAUUGCAGGACAGUAUAAACAUGUAGCUAACAGGCGCAUAAUUAGCCGAUAUAGCAAGGAUGACUUUUCGAAUAGCAUAGGUUUUUGUUUUUCAGUAGCGCAAACCUGUUCGUAUGGCGUAUUCAUCUCAUUGCCUUCACUGUUCGUUUAUUUAAAUCGCUAUUUAUCAGGAUUAUCCCAAAACAGUUUUGAUUCUGUCCGGUAGUAACAAAUCGAGAUGGACUACUUGUUACAGGUGAAAAUAGGUGCCCUCGUGGGUUUGUUGCUCCUGACGCUAUUUUUCGGAUUUAUUCCUGCUCGGAUGAAGUGGUUCAGAGAAACCAGUGGGACAGAAACCCAUCGUGUGGUCCUGAGUUUCAUCAGCUGUUUUGCCGGAGGUGUCUUCCUGGCUGCCUGUCUAUUGGACAUCAUCCCAGACUACCUGUCAGACAUCAAUGCUGAGCUGGCCGCACGGGGUGUGGACACCAGCUUCCCCCUCCCAGAGUUCAUCAUGGCUGCAGGCUUCUUCACUGUGCUCAUUGUGGAGAGGAUCGUUCUGAACUGCAGACAAGAUGCCAUGCAAGGGUCAGACCAGGAGGGAGCACCUCUGAUGCGGGCCAAAGGGCACAGCCAUGGGCAGGAGAAAGCCGUAUCCACCAACCUGGAGGGUAGUGCCCACCACGUCCACAUGGACCUCCAGGCCCACUCCUCCUUUCGCUCAUUCAUGCUCUUUUUCUCACUCUCCCUCCAUUCUGUGUUUGAGGGCCUGGCCAUCGGACUGCAGACCACAGACUCAAAGGUAUUAGAGAUCUGCAUUGCCAUUGUGGUCCACAAGAGCAUCAUCGUGUUCAGCCUAUCGGUGAAGCUGGUGCAAAGCGCAGUCCCGCCCAUGUGGGUUGCGGCCUACGUGGGCGUCUUCGCUAUGAUGUCUCCGCUGGGCAUCGCAGUGGGCAUCGGGGUUAUCGAGGCCCAGCUGGCGGCAGGCGUUCUGAUCCAGGCCAUCCUGGAGGGGCUGGCGGCCGGGACCUUUAUUUACAUCACCUUCAUGGAGAUCCUGCCUCACGAGCUGAACUCCCCGGAGAACCAGCUGCUCAAGGUGUUCUUCAUUCUGCUCGGCUUCAGCGUCAUGGCAGGCCUCACCUUCCUGGGUUGAGAGCAUGUCACCCACUGGGGCAACUGACCUAGCAGGAAUAUGGGUGUGGCUCAUAUGAUUCAUGGGACUUGAUGUUGUGUACUGAGGUCGCCAUGAGGGGAGGUGUCUCAGGGAGACGGCCAACAUAAAAAAAAAAUUGUCCUUUUUUUCUGCAGGGUGUGUGCAGGGGAGAUUACUGUAUUUGAGUCAUAGCUGUUCUUACUCAGUAUUUUUGUUUUUAAGGUUGUGAUACUCAUUGUUUUUUAUACUGCUUUUAGCAUAGAUUUUUAAUUUCACAGCCAAGGAUGGUAAGACAGUUUUUCAUUUAAGAACUUUUAAUGAUUUCAAAUAGAUGAUAUUUAGUUAGGUUCUACGUCUUAAUUUGAUUUGUUUUAGCACUGGGAAAAUAAGUACACGGUGGCAAUAUUGGUUGUUUUUAUUCUGUGGCAUACAUACCAGUGGUUCUUAUUAUAUUCUUUAACAAUCACUUAUCUUUUUCACAUAACUGAGGAUCACUGAAAAAAAGAGCUGUUCAAACGGACAUGAUUGCCUCGUCUCUUUAGCAAAUGACAGGUGUGGCAAGGAGUGGAAUGUUAGCUAAAAAGAUAGGUACCCAGACUAACAUCUCUUAAUAGUCAAAUGAAUCUGUCGAAUCUAUCUCAUUAUGUAUACAAGUUAAAAUGUCAAUUGCAUCAUGUUUGCACUAUUUGGAUGUGAGCACUUUUGUAGCCUCCACAGUUAAAUUGAAGUAAUUAAAUGUUUUAUCACUGUUGUGGAACAACUUGUUUUCACCUUGAACUAUACUAUGCCUUACAAAUGACUAAAGCUGUUUUUAUUGUCAAGAGGAUAGGUGCAAUGAAAUGUGUUUUACAGGGUCAGCCAUAGUAGUACGGUGCCCCUGGAGUAAAUUAGGAUUAAGUGCCUUGCUCAAGGGCACAUCGGCAGAUGUUUCACCUUGGUGGCUAAUAUGCAAAGACAAAACAUUAUGACCAACAUUUUACAGUAUUUCUUUUAAAGACGUUGCAUGGAACCUCACAAUAUUGUCUGUGAAAUCAACAGAUGUGUUAAAUGUACCUAUAGGAUAUCAAUGAUAAAUGUCUACAAUGUAUUAUUUUACAUGAGAUACUUGAGUGAUUGGUAGGGAGAGACACUUCUCCUUCAGUGUUAAAACACCAUCUUGGUAUGUGUCGUUUUUACCUCAUCACUUUUUGCGUGGAGGCUUCAUUCCUUUCGUAAUCGGCAUGAUGCAAUCGAGAGCGUGUCUUGUCAGUGCCACAUCACAAGUUUGAUAUAGGGCAAUAAUCCAAUCACUUUUUAGAGACCAUAAUAUUUUAAAGAGAGAUUAUGAAGUUAUUUUAGAGGUUAAGAAGUUCAACUAAAGCAUGUAUUUUCCUCACUCUGUUCCUCAUUGUGUUGUUAGUUUACAUAUCCCAGCCAUGACUCAUGUUUCUGUUGUGUUAACAAGGCUUCAAGUUUAUAACACUCACAAGUGACCCUCAGCUUCCUUUUACUCCUCCAAUCUCCUCUGACACUGUUACAGUAAAAUAAUGAUUAAACAAGUUGACUAGGA
Messenger RNA from Oncorhynchus masou masou (cherry salmon), 2763 nucleotides. RefSeq names its product zinc transporter ZIP1-like. The record is from RefSeq and is a predicted model, not a curated record. Gene Ontology annotation, molecular function: zinc ion transmembrane transporter activity. The coding region runs from base 300 to 1214 and encodes 304 amino acids. Gene Ontology annotation, cellular component: plasma membrane. The transcript is spliced from 4 exons. Gene Ontology annotation, biological process: zinc ion transmembrane transport. Lineage: Eukaryota; Metazoa; Chordata; Actinopteri; Salmoniformes; Salmonidae.